Piliocolobus tephrosceles (Ugandan red Colobus) is the source of this 3414-nucleotide messenger RNA. Its product is annotated as E3 ubiquitin-protein ligase HERC2-like. The coding region runs from base 2128 to 3399 and encodes 423 amino acids. NCBI's taxonomy places the organism in Eukaryota, Metazoa, Chordata, Mammalia, Primates, Cercopithecidae. The transcript has 11 exons. The record is from RefSeq and is a predicted model, not a curated record.
AUAUUUCUUUAUUAUUGAAAAGUCUUUUUGCUAGGUGUUUUCUUUCAGCACUUUAAAAAUACUAUUCCACUGCAAUUUGGUUAAUAUUGUUGCUCCUGAAGUUGGCUGGAUGUCUAAUUGUGAUUCAUUAAAGCCCAUCAAUCUUUUGAUUUUUCCUUCAUCUGCUUUUGAGAGGGUCUUUUUGUUUUCAUCUUGCACAGGUUUUACAUGUGCAUGGAGAUGUUUAUCUUUCUUGAGGUUGGUAGGACUUCUGGGACAUGAUAUCUUUUGUCUGUUUCGGAAAAUUCUGUCUUUCAGUAUUUCUUCACAUGUUGCCUCUGCUCUUUUCUCUUUUCUGUCUUUUUGGGGGGGGACUCCUCUUUCACUUGUGUUAGGCCUAACCUCUGUCCUGCAAAUCUUUUACCUACUUGUUAUGUUUUCUAAACUUCUCCUCAGUUCUUCAUUCCAGAUAUUUCUGCUUUCUCUUCAGCUGAGUUCAGUGUGUUCUUAACUUACUCAUUAAGUUCUUAUUUUUAAUGAUUGGAUGUAUCAGUUCUAAUUUAUUUUCAGUGGUUUUUGGUUCUGUGCUGAGAUACUGUCUUAUACUGUCUUUCUGAACACAGUGAGCAUAGUUACUAUAUUAAAGUCUGUGUCUUCUAACUCCAGUAUACGGAGCCCUUGUGGGUCUGUUUCUAUCCUGUCAUUUCUGGUAAUUUUUAGUCACGUUUUCUUGCCUCUACAUGUGUCAUUAUGCACUGCACAUUGUAUUUAAAAAAUUAUUUCUUGACUCAAUUUGAGGCUAAUGUUAUUCUCCAAGGAAUGGAGGAGAGAAGGUUGUUCUGUGAGAUACUUGGUAAAGGUUAAUGACUCUCUGGGCUCACCUUAAUCAGCAUUCAUUGAUGGAGGUGAUUUUAUGCUGAGCUGCAAUCUGUUGAGGAAAAAAAAAGGGGAACCCAGAGACCCUUCGUAGUUGACCCUGACUUUUGGGGUAUUUUCUGUUGGGGUUCCAAGGGUGAGUUGCAUUUCUGUGGCAUCCUCAGCCUUUCUGGUCUUUCUGGACCCCAUUCCUUUCCCUUCCCUUUACGCAGCUGUUGAAAUGCAAUGUGCCCCCUCAGGGACUUUGCUUGGAACCCGGGGAUGCCAUCAGGGAACAGCAGCCUCCGAUCCAUGGUGUGUGUCAUCUUGACACCUCCAUUUGCCUCGAGUCUUCCGGUGGUUCUGACCUUGUAAUUCUUUAUUAUCUCAUGAAUUCUGAUAGUUUGAAGAGGAUUUAUUUAUUUUUGUGUGUUUUGUCUGGCUUUAGUAGUUGUCCUCGAUGGGGAAUGCCAGUUGAAUUCCAGAUUUGCCAUUAAUGAAAGUGGAAGCACUUUACAAUUUACUUUUUGCCUUGUAAUUAUAAAAGCAUUUUUAAUAAGAAUGCUUUUUGUGAGUGCUGUUAUUGAAUUUUUCCCACAGCUUAUUUGUAUCCUGUUUGUUUGGAAAUAUAUUAAUCCCCUGUUGUUUCCCGGGAGGUUUUAGUAGAAUAAAUCAUACCAUUAUGUGGACUUCAUCUCAUAAAUUGGUGUAAUAUAUCUUGACUAGGGAAGCCAUUUGUGGCAUUUAUUAGCUCCUUUCAGUUUGAAACUUUCUAUUUUUCUUUUAGAAAGAAGCUCCUCACUAUGUAAUAUUCUUGACCGCCUGAUCAGGAUGUUUCUUUCUCCCCAGUUCAGCAAGGGUUAAUUUUCUCUUUGACCAUCACGAAAUAGGUCAGUCUGCAGUAUUUUGUGGCUGUUCUGGAAAACAGCUGAAGCGUUGCCACAGCAGCCAGCCAGGCAUGCUGCUGGACAGCUGGUCCCGCAUGGUGAAGAGCCUGAACGUGUUGUCCUCCAUGAACCAGGCAUCCCGUCUCAUCGACGGCAGCGAGCCCUGCUGGCAGUCAUCAGGGUCGCAAGGAAAAGAGCGUGUGAUGGGGCACAGCGGCGGGCACCUUCACACGGGUGGUUUUGCCCUGUACAUUUUCAAAAUGAACUUUGAGCAGCCUGCAAAGUUUUGCUGAUAGCACCUGUCAGUACUCACUUUAUAUUUUAAUUUGUGGAAAUUCCCUGAAUAACCUUAUUGAACUAAAGACAAUCAAUAUUAACCCUUCUGACACCACAGUGUCCCUUCUGAAUGACUGCACAGAGCCUCAUUAGAAAGAAGGCUGCUGGGCUGGAAUCGGCAGCUGCGAUAAGAACCAAAGUGUUUGUGUGGGAUCUGAAUGACAAGGACCAGCUGAGCGGGCUGAAAGGCUCCAAGAUAAAGGUUCCUUCGUUCUCUGAGACACUGUCUGCUUUGAAUGUGGUACAGGUGGCUGGUGGUUCUAAAAGUUUGUUUGCAGUGACUGUGGAAGGGAAGGUGUACGCCUGUGGAGAAGCCACGAAUGGCCGGCUGGGGCUGGGCAUUUCCAGCAGGAUGGUGCCCAUCCCACGGCAGAUGACAGCUCUCAGCAGCUACGUGGUGAAGAAGGUGGCUGUUCACUCAGGUGGCCGGCACGCAACGGCUUUAACUGUCGAUGGAAAAGUGUUUUCGUGGGGUGAAGGUGACGACAGAAAACUUGGACACUUUAGCAGAAUGAACUGUGACAAGCCAAGGCUGAUCGAGGCCCUGAAAACCAAGCGAAUCCGGGAUAUCGCCUGUGGGAGCUCGCACAGCGCGGCCCUCACAUCCAGCGGGGAACUGUACACCUGGGGCCUCGGCGAGUAUGGCCGGCUGGGACAUGGGGAUAAUACGACCCAGCUAACGUCCAAAAUGGUGAAAGUCCUUCUUGGUCACAGAGUAAUCCAGGUUGCAUGUGAGAGUAGAGAUGCACAGACCCUGGCUCUGACCGAUGAAGGUUUGGUAUUUUCCUGGGGUGAUGGUGACUUGGGAAAAUUGGGCCGGGGCGGAAGUGAAGGCUGUAACAUUCCCCAGAACACUGAGAGACUGAAUGGACAGGGGGUGUGCCAGAUUGAGUGUGGAGCUCAGUUCUCCCUGGCGCUCACCGAGUCUGGAGUGGUGUGGACAUGGAGAAAGAGGGAUUACUUCAGGUUGGGCCAUGGCUCUGACGUGCACGUGCGGAAACCGCAGGUGGUGGAAGGGCUGAGAGGGAAGAAGAUCGUGCAUGUGGCCGUCGGGGCCCUGCACUGCCUGGCGGUCACGGACUCGGGGCAGGUGUAUGCUUGGGGUGACAAUGACCGUGGCCAGCAGGGCAAUGGCAUGACCACGGUUAACAGGAAGCCCACACUCGUGCAGGGCUUAGAAGGCCAGAAGAUCACGCGCGUGGCUUGCGGGUCGUCUCACAGUGUGGUGUGGACAACCGUGGAUGUGGCCAUGCCCUCUGUCCACGAGCCCGUCCUCUUCCAGACUGCAAGAGACCCUUUAGGUGCUUCCUAUUUAGGUAACACAGGUUUGUGUCUUCUCUGAGAUUUUUCUGUAGAU